UGGUGAAACCUUGGGGGCCAGUCGGGGGCGGGCUCGGCAGGAACCUGCGAUAAGAUGCUGAGCAGUUAGGGCAGCUGCUCUGAGGUCGGGAGGCCGGGAGCCCACAGGAAGUGACUCGGUGCAGAGCCCAUGGGCCUCUGCCCCGACACCUCCGGGACAGGAACUCAGGCUGGCACGGCUGGCGGCAUGUCGGCAGAGAGCUGGGUGCCCAGGCCGGGCAGGCAGCCUGGAGCCUCAGGCGCAGGUGCGUGGGCCCCCCGGAUGGCGUCCGGCCCCUGGAGCCUGUCCCGCGGGAGAGCUCAUGCGGCCGCCGCAGUCCUCUGCUACGUCAACCUGCUCAACUACAUGAACUGGUUCAUCGUCGCAGGGAUGCUGCUGGACGUACAGAACUUUUUUCAGAUCAGCGAUAGCAAUGCCGGUCUGCUUCAGACAGUCUUCGUCUGCUGCCUGCUGCUGUCCGCACCGGUGUUCGGCUACCUGGGCGACCGCCACAGCCGCAAAGCCGCGCUGAGUAUUGGGAUCCUGCUCUGGUCGGGGGCAGGUCUCUCCAGCUCCUUCAUCUCCCCCCAGUAUUCCUGGCUCUUCUUCCUAUCCCGGGGGGUCGUGGGCAUAGGCUCGGCCAGCUUCUCCACCAUCGCGCCCACUGUCCUGGGCGACCUCUUUGUGAGGGACCAGCGGACCCGGGUGCUGGCCGUCUUCUACAUCUUUAUCCCUGUUGGAAGUGGUCUGGGCUACGUGCUGGGGUCAGCCGUGUUGCAGCUGACUGGGAGCUGGCGUUGGGCCUUCCGAGUCAUGCCUUGCCUGGAAGCGGUGGCCUUGAUCCUGCUUAUCGUGCUGGUUCCAGACCCGCCCAGGGGAGCUGCUGAGAAGCAGGAAGAGGUGGCCGUGGGGGACCCGAGGAGCAGCUGGUGUGAGGAUGUCAGUUACCUGGGGAGAAACUGGAGUUUUGUGUGGUCGACCCUUGGGGUGACGGCCAUAGCCUUUGUGACUGGAGCCCUGGGCUUCUGGGCCCCCAAGUUUCUGUUCGAGGCCCGUGUGGUGCAUGGACUGCAGCCUCCCUGCCUCCAGGAUCCGUGCAACAGCCAGGACAGCCUGAUUUUUGGGAUACUCACUGUGGUGACCGGCAUCAUUGGGGUUGUCCUGGGAGCAGAGGCUGCGAGGAGGUACAAGAAAGUCAACCCACGGGCCGAGCCCCUCAUCUGUGCCUGCAGCCUGCUUGCCGCUGCCCCCUGCCUCUUCCUGGCUCUCAUCCUGGCCCGGGUCACUCUCCUGGCCUCCUACGUGUUCCUGGUCCUCGGGGAGCUGCUUCUGUCCUGCAACUGGGCGGUGGUUGCUGACAUCCUGCUGUCCGUGGUGGUGCCCCGGUGCCGGGGGACAGCCGAGGCGCUUCAGAUCACAGUGGGCCAUGUCCUGGGAGACGCCGGCAGCCCUUACCUCACUGGACUUAUCUCCGGCACCCUGAGGGCCGCGCGGCGUGACUCCUACCUGCAGUCCUUCCUCAGCCUCCAGCACAGCUUCCUGGUCUGCGCCUUCGUCAUAGCCCUGGGGGGCGGCUGCUUCCUGCUGACCGCACUGCGGCUGGAGACGGACCAGGCCCGGGCCCGGCAGCCUGGCACAGGGACCCCCGACAGCAAGGACGCCGAGAGCCAAGCCCUGCUUUCCGGCAUAGGUUCUGUCGCCGAGGACCUCUGAGGCCCCCAUGCCCCA
Messenger RNA from Lontra canadensis (Northern American river otter), 1707 nucleotides. It is a transcript of the gene SPNS3, whose product is annotated as sphingolipid transporter 3 (putative). The transcript has 12 exons. Gene Ontology annotation, biological process: transmembrane transport. The coding region runs from base 130 to 1692 and encodes 520 amino acids. The record is from RefSeq and is a predicted model, not a curated record. NCBI's taxonomy places the organism in Eukaryota, Metazoa, Chordata, Mammalia, Carnivora, Mustelidae. Gene Ontology annotation, cellular component: membrane. Gene Ontology annotation, molecular function: transmembrane transporter activity.